AUGGCACUCGAAUCAAUCUUCACCUCGUUUCCAACCUACGUGUGGCUUUCGCUCCUGCUCGCUGUCCCAGCUCUCACACUACUCCACGAUGUCUGGCUAUGGCUGAGAAUGCCUCCAGGGCCGACCCCGCUACCGUUCGUUGGGAACAACCUUCAGCUGCCAAAGUCACAACCAUGGAUACAGUUCCAGAAGUGGUCCAAGGUGUACGGGCCAAUAUUCACCGUGUGGAUCGGGAGGAAGCCGACCGUGGUGCUCUCAGAUCCUGUCAUUGCGGCAGAUCUGUUGGAGAAGAGGAGUAAUAAGUAUUCCUCAAGACCGCGGAUGGUGGCAAUGGGAGAGAUCCUGUGGGAUGGCGCCAGCGUGCUCGUCCAGCCAUACGGCAAGGAGUGGAGCAUUAGGAGGAGGCUUCUCCACCAAGCCCUGACUCCAAAGGCUCUGAGGCUCUACAAGCCAGUGCAAACGGCCGAGGCCUCCCGGUUAUGCUAUCAAUUGCUUCAAACACCCCUGAAUUGGGAGAAGCUGCUGGAGAGGUUCACGUCGAGCAUCGUUUUCUCCGUCGCAUACGGCCACCGCAUUGAUUCUCUCAACGCUCAAGUCAUCCGCCAAAGAUUCGACUUUAUGCACUACUCUGCAUCCCUCAAUGUACCUGGAAAAUAUGCCGUGGAAUCAUUCCCCUUUCUGAAGCAUAUCCCGGAUGUUCUCGCUCCUUGGAAAGCCGAAAUUAAAGCGCAUGGGAGAAGAGAGGCUGAAGCCAACAUGGCCCUGGUUAACGUCGUCCGAUCAGAUCUUGCUAGGGCUAAGAUUCAAGGCGUCGACAUCCCAGACUCUCUUUGCAAGCUCUUACUGGAAUUGAGGGAGAAAGAACACAUCCCAUUAUCCGAUCGCGACUUCUCCUUCAUCCCGGCCUCCCUUUUCGGCGCAGGAUCUGACACCACGGCAUCAACACUCUGCACCGCAUUUCUAGCUUUGGUCACCCAUCCUGUGACCCUACGCGCCGCACAUGAAGAAUUAGAUGCCGUCAUUGGACCAUCGCGAACGCCAACUUUCGACGAUGAAUCCCGCCUGCCGUACAUCCGGGCCCUAGUCAAAGAAGUCCUUCGCUGGCGCCCUGUAGCGGUCCUCGGCGGGACGCCGCAUGCCUCAACUGAAGAGGACUUCUACGAAGGCUACUACAUCCCCGCAGGCACUACCAUUCUUGGAAACUCUUGGGCUAUCAACCUAAACGAAGAAUACUACCCGAACCCGCACCAAUUUAACCCAACGCGCUUCCUUGACAUCCCUGCCGAGAAAGCCAGCCUUCCCAACCUGCACUCCGGAAAACCUCACCCAGCAAGAUCAGGUCAUUCAUCAUUUGGGUGGGGCCGGAGGAUUUGUCCUGGAGCUGAUCUAGCUGCCAAUACUUUAUUUGUUGCCGUCGCGAAGAUCCUUUGGGGUUUCGAUAUCCUGCCCAUCAAAGGUGUAAGAUAUGACACUUUUGCUUAUACAGAUGGCUUUAAUAUUCGACCGAGGAAGUUUGAAUGCGAGAUUAGAGCCCGGAGCGAGGCGCAUAGGGAAAUUUUGGAACGCGAGCAAAGAGAUGCGGAACACGUACUGGAGGUGUAUGGACCAUUUGUAGAGUAG
Molecule: messenger RNA, 1620 nt
Organism: Lindgomyces ingoldianus
Lineage: Eukaryota; Fungi; Ascomycota; Dothideomycetes; Pleosporales; Lindgomycetaceae
Product: cytochrome P450
Exons: 1
Coding region: 1-1620 (539 amino acids)
Molecular function (GO): oxidoreductase activity, acting on paired donors, with incorporation or reduction of molecular oxygen; iron ion binding; monooxygenase activity
Source: RefSeq, a predicted model, not a curated record